This is a messenger RNA of Podarcis muralis (Common wall lizard), 3624 nucleotides long. Its product is annotated as apical endosomal glycoprotein-like. Lineage: Eukaryota; Metazoa; Chordata; Lepidosauria; Squamata; Lacertidae. Gene Ontology annotation, molecular function: protein binding. Gene Ontology annotation, cellular component: membrane. The record is from RefSeq and is a predicted model, not a curated record.
AUAAGUUGGGGGCAAAGUCCUGCUGGGCGCUGCUGGGAGGAUGGCACGCCUGUGGGUGCUGUGGGGUGCCCUGCUGGGCUGGGCUGGGUCUCCAUUUCCUAGCUGGGGCGCCUAUGGGAACUCAAGCGCCAGCACCUGCAACUUUGCCUGCGACCGCUGGGAUUGCUCUGAUGAGAGCCAUUGCGGCUACCGGAAUGGGCUGGCACUGCCAGGUGCUGCCUUGGCCUGCGACUUUGAAGGCACCACCUGCGGCUGGGAGGACGUCAGCACGUCUGGGUACCGGUGGCACCCAGGGCGGGGCAGAGGCUGGGUGCACGGCGCUGACCCCCCCUUCGACCACACGCUGGGCACCGACCAGGGCUGGUACAUGAGCACCUCAGAGCAGCGAGCCAAGCCGCCUGCCGCCCCUGCCCGACUCCGCUCCCCGACCCUGAGCGACGCAGCCUCAACCUGUGAGCUCUGCGCCUGGUACAGCAUGGCCGAGACAGGACCCAACGGGAGCUUCACAUUGGAGUUGAGCCACGGCGGCCACGUUGUCCCCCUGUGGCGAAGCCCCGCCUCGUCCUCUGGUGCCUGGCGCCCCCUGCUGGCCUACACUGGAAGAGUCCGCGGCACUUUCCAGGUGACCUUCUCCUCGGUGGCGAGCGUGGCGCUGGACGACGUGCAGUUCAGGAACUGUCGCCCCCAAAGUUCCCGGAGCUGCGCCCCAGACGAGCGCCCGUGCCUGCCAAGCGGCUGCGUGGCCCCUGCCCGCCAUUGUGAUGGCACCGAGGACUGCAGCGACGGCAGCGACGAACAGGGUUGCGAGACCUUCUUCUCGUGCCCCUUCGAGGAGGACUGGUGCAGGUGGGCAGCGGAUGCCAACCAGAGCCUCUCCUGGGCGAGGAACUGCAGCUCCCAGGUGCCGUCGUCCCCAGCCCGUCCCACCCGCGACCACACCACCAACACGCCGGAAGGGCACUUCAUCUACGUUGCCGGCGCCCAGCCGGGCCGAGCUGAGCUGUUCAGCCCCACCCUGGUGGUGAACGGGUCCUGCCAUCUGGUGCUCUAUGCCCACCUGCACGGGUCGGACGCCAACCGCCUGAACGUCUACUCCCAGACGGAGACGAAGAGGGAGCUGAUCCUCAGCCGUGCCGGCGACCUGGGGGACUUCUGGUUCCGCCAGGAAGCCACUUUCAACGGCACCGAGGACUUCCAGAUUGUCCUUGAGGGCGUCAUCGGGAAGGAUCCCCAAAGCAGCAUCGCUCUGGAUGACCUGAUCCUGUCUCCCGGUUGCAUCCAGCAAAGCGGCCUGUUCUCCGCUCCCCACACCGAGCAACCACCCGGACCGGUGCCCUGCAAGGACGACCAGUUUGCCUGUGACAGUGGGGCACGAUGCCUCGGCAGCGAGCAAGUGUGUGACUUCAAGGCCGACUGCGACGACGACACUGACGAGAGCCAGUGUGGAGCCAGCAAUUUCACCCAUGGCAUGGGCGGCUGGGCGGACGUCAGCGUGGGCCGGAUCCAGUGGGUCAGCGCGGGGCGGGAUCCUGCAUCGCCCGGCCUGGGCCUGGGCCAGGCUCCGGGGCAGAUGCUCUCCCUGGCCAGGGCCACCACGCCGCUCCUGGGGCCUUCCAGCUGGGCCUGCGCCGUGGAGCUGCAGUUCAACACCGGCCCUCAAGGGUUUCUGGCUCUGGCUGUCACCGACGCAGCGCCGGGCCAGUGGUUGUGGCACGCCCAGGGCAAUGGCACCGCCGCCUGGCAGCACGCCACCGUGGCCCUGGGUGCGAGAGAACGGCCUUUCCAGCUGGAGCUCCUAGCGACGGAGGAGGAUUUUGCCCUGGCCAUCAAGAGCGUGGCCUUUCUGGACUGCGGUGCUUCUCUCUCGCACCCCUCAGGGCUGUCGUGCAACUUUGAGAGCAACCUGUGUGGGUGGUUUGCUGAGCCGGGCGACGGGUUUGAGUGGCGCCUCCACAUUGGCCAGGACCACACGACGGGCAGAGGUUCUUUCCUCUCGGCGGACCCUGCGGCACCCGGAUCCCGCGGCCGGCGGGCGAGGCUGGUCUCUGCCCCCCAAGCUUCGCUGACACUGUCCAACGCCUGCCUCUCCUUCUGGUACCGCCUGGAGGGGCCCCAGAUUGGCACCUUCAACCUGCUGGUGAAAUCCGCCGGUGCCGCAGAGGAAGUUCUGUGGACCCGGGCGGGGACUCAGGGCGCCGCUUGGCGCCGUGCCUCGGCCACAAUUCCCCAGCAUCUGCUGCCCGGCUUCCAGGUGAUCUUUGAGCUGCUCCGCGACGGCUUUGUGGGAACCGUAGCAGUGGACGACGUAGCACUGGCGCCCGGCCCCUGCGCCGCCCCCCUCCGCUGCAACUUUGAGGAGCCUGGCGCCUGCAAUGUUUCGGGAGGAGGGUGGGUGCGGUGGCAGGGCGGCGGCACCUCAGGGCAAGGCCCGCUCCAUGACCGCACCCUUGGCACGUCGGAGGGACACUACAUGGUUGCCGACACCAGCGCCCUGGCAGCGGGAGAAGCGGCGCUGCUGUGGACGGGGACGUACCUGCCGUUGGGGGGCACCCACUGUGUCGGAUUCUGGUACUACCUGAGCACUGGAGACGCAGGCUCUCUGCGCGCCUCCGUGGAGGAAGAGGGCAGGAGGCAAGCCGAGGCGCUGGCAGUGGGUUCAAUGCGGCACGGGAGCUGGCGCUACGCAAAUUUCACAGCGGAAGUUAGCAGCGAGUGGCAGGUGGCUUUUGCGGCAGAAGGCGAUGGAGGGGCUGUGCCGUCGUAUGUGGCGCUCGACGACCUUGAGGUGACACCGGGGAGCUGCCUCGGCGCUGGCUCAUGCGAUUUUGAAUCCGGCACCUGUGGCUGGAGGAAGCCCCACGGUGAUUGGUGGAGCUGGGAUUGGGCCGGGGCGGGCGCCGACGGGCGCCACAUCUCCGUCCAAGUGGGCACCGGACACCACGCCGCCCGCCUCACCAGCGAGACCCUUGAAGGCACCGGCUGCUUCCACUUCCGCUACCGCAUGGCCUUCCAGGGGAAAAGUGCAGGCAAUGCUGAGCUCCGGGUGCUCCUGUCCGGCCCGCAGGGGGAGCGUGUGGUCUGGCGGGCCGCCAGCCACCAAGGUUGGGCCUGGCGGGAGGAGAGGCUUCUCAUUGACAGCGGUGGUGAGUUCCAGGUGGUGCUGGAAGUGGGCGCUGGCGAUUGGUCCGGCACGGGUGCCAUCGCGGUGGAUGACGUAGCAUACGUGGCAGGAGGUGGGUGCGAGGAGCGGCGCCAGGAGAGCAGUAGUGAAGGGAGCAGUGCCCCCACCCUGCCUUGGGAGGCUGCCGUUGCAUCCGCAGCCGCCUGCGCCCUUUUUGGGGGGCUCCUGGCCUGGGCCGUCGCUCACCGCUGUCGGAAGAAGUGUUGCCCGUUGGAGGCGCCCCAGUUCGAGGCCUUUGACAAUGUUGCCUUCCAAGACGACCAGGUUCGGAUUGUGGAGCUGCCCAUCAGCGCGCCAACAGACUAGCCCCUUUCUCCCCAGAAGGAUGCCUGCCUAGCUGGCGGGUUGGGCUGGAUGACCCUCAGAUCCCUUUCUGACUGGGCACGAUUUCUCUGGACGUGCUGAAGGCGGACAACACGAAACAAAGGAGAAAACUGUGGCGU